Molecule: messenger RNA, 1857 nt
Organism: Corvus hawaiiensis (hawaiian crow)
Lineage: Eukaryota; Metazoa; Chordata; Aves; Passeriformes; Corvidae
Gene: LCMT1
Product: leucine carboxyl methyltransferase 1
Exons: 11
Coding region: 58-1026 (322 amino acids)
Biological process (GO): C-terminal protein methylation
Cellular component (GO): cytosol
Molecular function (GO): protein C-terminal leucine carboxyl O-methyltransferase activity
Source: RefSeq, a predicted model, not a curated record
GAGGCGGCGGGGGGCGGGCCGCAGGGGCGGUGGCAGCGGCCGGGCCCCGUGUGCUCCAUGGCGGCCGCCGCCGGCCCCGACGAGGCGGAUGAGGCGGUGCGGGGAACCUGUGAGGACGCGUCCGUCUGCAAACGGUUUGCUGUAAGUGUUGGCUACUGGGAGGACCCUUACAUCCAGUAUUUUGUGAGACAAGCUAAAGAAAGGAAAGCACCUGAGAUCAACAGAGGUUAUUAUGCUCGUGUGCACGGAGUCAGUUACCUGAUCAAAGCUUUUCUAGAGAAGACAGAAUGCAACUGUCAGAUUGUUAAUCUUGGGGCUGGCAUGGACACCCUGUUCUGGAGACUGAAGGAUGAAAAUCUUCUCCCUAGAAAAUAUUUUGAAGUGGAUUUUCCGAUGAUCGUUGCAAGAAAAAUACAUAAUAUCAAAUCAAAACCUCCCCUGUCAAAACCAAUUAUGGAAUCCCAUUCAGGGGACUCUCUUCUAAUAGAUUCCCACAGCCUGGACUCCAGUCGAUAUUCCAUAGUAGGAGCAGAUCUCCGUUUCUCAUCAGAUCUGGAGGAAAAGCUGAAGAAACAUAGCUUGGAUAUACAUUUGCCAACGCUGCUGGUGGCCGAGUGUGUGCUGGUUUACAUGACCCCCCAGCAGUCUGCAAACCUGCUCAAGUGGGCAGCAAGCACCUUCCCCGUGGCCAUGGUUAUCAAUUAUGAGCAGGUGAACAUGAGGGACCGCUUCGGGCAGAUCAUGAUCGAGAACUUGCAGCGCCGGCAGUGCAGCCUGGCUGGGGUGGAGCUCUGCAGCUCCCUGGACUCCCAGAGGGAACGACUGCUGUUAAAUGGCUGGGAAAAUGCCCGUGCCAUCGAUAUGAUGAAGGUGUACAGCUUCCUGCCACAGGCUGAUGUCAAAAGAAUAGAAGCCCUUGAAUUCCUGGAUGAAAAGGAACUGUUUGAACAACUGAUGCAGCACUACUGCAUCUGCUGGGCUUCAAAGGACAGCAGCAAUCUGGGUCUGGCAAACAUUGACUUCUGAGGGCUGCAGGGAGGGGAGCCUUGGGGAGCCCCCGUGACUGCCUUGGCUCGGGCCAGGACAUGGAAAGGAUGGGAUUUGCACGUGCCAACCCCGGGCUGUGGCUGGGACAGCUCCUGGUGCUGCUGGGGACAGGCCUGGUGCCCUUGGGUGGUUUCAAGGAACAUUUUCUGUGAGCAAGACUUGCCUCCCAUUCCCAGCUAUCUAACGGGGGACUUUGACAAGGUGUCAGUGAUUCCUGUUUAAAGCUUGCCUUCCUUAGUUUAAAACUGAAAGUAAAGUGUACAUGGAUUCUUUGAUUUCCCUCUUCUGUGUUUUUGUGGAUGUGUAACACGUGUUUGUGACAGGAAGCUGGGAAAGCAGCGCUGGGCAGCUGCAGCAGAGGGUGCCUGCACUGUGCAUGGCUGAGCAGGAGGGGAAUUCUGGGCAUUUUCAUUCUGUUCAGGUCUAAUUUUGAUGAAGUGUCACCGUGUUGGCUUCUCCAGGCUUCACUGUUGUGCAAGGCUGCCACUGUGCUGGGUGUUCUUGGAGGGGAAGGGUAAAGGAGAAGGAGGGCCCUGGCUGUGUUCAGUGAUGUACAAGAAACUGGAAAACAGACUCGAUUUAACUGGGAAGGGCUUAGCUUGUGGUUUCAGCACUGGGAUGGUGAAGAAAGAAAUUAAUCUCAAUUUGCACUGCUUCUGGUAGUAUCUUUACACCAGUUCCUCCUUCUCUCUUUCCCCUUAAAAGAAGCAAAACAAAAUCCCAACAGCAAUGAAAACCCUUGUCCUGUUGUUUGAAAUUGAAUCUUGCAACCUUCCUAUGAGAAAAAUAAUAAAUGUUUAGUAUUUAUAA